Messenger RNA from Trichophyton rubrum CBS 118892, 990 nucleotides. RefSeq lists its product as uncharacterized. The transcript is spliced from 2 exons. Lineage: Eukaryota; Fungi; Ascomycota; Eurotiomycetes; Onygenales; Arthrodermataceae. Bases 1 to 990 code for a protein of 329 amino acids. The record is from RefSeq and is a predicted model, not a curated record.
AUGGUUCCUACGGCUAUUGCUACGGUUAUUGCGUGGGCACUGUGCCAUAUGGGAGCAUUCAGUAUGGCUCAGAGAGCUGAUGCAAGUUGGAUUCGUGCUACAAGUCCUGCUCCUACCGCAACCUUCGGCGAAGCAGUUACCAACCUGAUCUGGAACUUAAUAUAUUUCUGGCAUACGGGCGCCUCGGUAUAUGACGGAACACACUGGACGCUUAAAUUUUUUCUCAGCGCCUCAUUCAGGACCUAUCUUACACUUUUGGCUCUUACCUUGGUUAAGCGACGCUACUGGUAUGCUGUAACAGGACUCUUGUGGGCUUAUGCCUGGCUUGUUAACGACCAUCUUGUUGGUAUCAACAUCUUCCCCGGUAUGAUCUUGGCUCAACUUCAGGUCGACUACGGCUCCCGUGCUACUCAAAUGCUCCCGAAAGUUGUCCCUAGUAUACUUAUUUUCUUCGGUCUCAUUAUUUGGGGAUUCCCUCAAAAUAACCAAACCUGGGCAUGGUGGUCUGCCGCUAUCCGCUCCUUUAUUGUCGCUAUCACUCCUGCAAAUGCAGAUCACAGCCGCUAUGCCUCAUCUCUUGGAACCUGCACCUUGAUGUUGGGCAUAUUCUUCUCAAGGAACGCACGACGCUUUCUCACCCUGCCCCUCUUCAACUUCCUCGGGCGUGUCUCUUUCCCUGUCUACUUGCUCCAUAACAUUCUGAUUAGAACCAUCUUAUCCUGGAUGGUGUAUGGAGAAAGUGCUAGACGAAUUCCAGUAAGGAAUGAGAAGGGUGAACUCCUUCAGCUCGGAAGAACCAGCCCUAUGGCCUUCAUCUUUAUUCUGCCAAUAUUUUACGCUGUUCUUUACCUCGUUGCUCAUAUGUGGGCUACCUACGUCGAACCCCAGUGCGGCAAGGUGGUAGAUUGGUUGAAAGACAUAAUGUUCAAGGAGCGACCAGAUUCGCAAGAAAAGCUUCUCCCACUACCCAAUGGAGGUUCUGCGAGCUAA